This is a messenger RNA of Soboliphyme baturini, 393 nucleotides long. Lineage: Eukaryota; Metazoa; Nematoda; Enoplea; Dioctophymatida; Soboliphymatidae. The record is from the annotation of a GenBank genome assembly.
AUGCAACCGGCUAACGCAUUCUUCCUCUUAAAUCAGAGCCGGUCGGUCGGUCGGUCGGUUGAAGCGCCGUCAAGAACACUCGGCCGCCGCCAACAUCCUCGGCGCGCGCACUACUUCCGGCCGCACUUCGACAACCUCGGCAGCGACGCCGACGACGACGAUGCCCUCGUCACCGACGAAACGGAAAUGAACACGAAGCAGCGACGAGCCGAUUCCCACGCGUAUCGAACAAGUGCAACUCCUCCGACAAAAGCGCCCCCUAUGAGUCACGACCUUAACACGCAACUUGAACCUGAAAUAGAAUGGAUCAACGCAGCGAAGGGACUACGAAACGAUAGAAAGUGUACGAACCGCCGCCAGAGUACAAACCAAAUACGGCAAUCGAACCGAUAG